AUGGCGAAGGGAAAGAAAUUCGACAAGAAGAGUGCGCAGCACUUCACCCUCGUCCACCGACCGCAAAAUGACCCCCUCAUCCACGACGAAAAUGCGCCCUCGAUGGUGCUCAACCCGGUGCCUCAGAAGGGUGGACCGUCGAAGAGCAAGCAUCUGAGCGACCUUGCGUCUGAGUUCGGAUCAGAAGCUGGAAGCAUACGCGCAAACGAAGGAGAGGCGGCAGAAUACGGCGUUUACUUUGAUGACACUGAGUACGACUACAUGCAGCAUCUGCGCGGCUUGAACUCGGGGGGUGGUGAGGCUGUCUGGGUCGAGGCCUCUGGUGCGGCAAACAAUGACAGGAAGGGAAAGCAGGCGCAAUCACUUGAAGAUGCACUGCGCCAGAUGGAUCUGGAGCACAAGAGCGAAGAUCUGCUGGAUCCCUCAGUCCUCCCCAACAGAAACCUGCCACGAACCAACUACGAGACACAGGUGGAUAUCCCCGAUGCCAUCGCUGGUUUUCAGCCCGAUAUGGACCCCCGCUUGAGGGAAGUGUUGGAGGCAUUGGAGGACGACGCAUAUGUGGAUGACGACGACGAUAUUUUCAAAGAGCUCUCCAAGGACUCACGUGAAGUCGAUCAGUACGAAUUCGAGGAUCAAUACGGCUACGACGACGAAGAUGAGGGCUGGGAAUCAGACGACACCGCAAAGCCGAACAAGGAGUACAAGGACGGAGCAGUGCCGCAGCUGGUCCCUGUUGAGGGGGAGGCAUUACCAGAACACCAGAACGAAGACUGGAUGGAGGACUUUAAGCAGUUCAAGAAAGACCAAAAGGGCGGCAAGGUCCAGCCGGCCAAAGACACGCCGUCCGAGUUGCAGUCCUCCAUUUGGACCACGACAACGAUGGGUGGCCAGAAGAAGAAGAGAAAGGGUGCAUUGACCAACCCCUCUGCCUUCUCCAUGACCUCGUCAGCCAUGGUCAGGACGGAGCAACUCACCCUUCUGGAUGCCAGAUUCGACAAGAUUGAGGAGGAGUACACAAAUGAGAUGGGCGACGAUAUGGCAUCUGUCUCAGAAGUAUCAACGGCAACCAGUGUGACCGGACCCACCAGAGGCGACUUUGACAGUAUCAUGGAUGAUUUCCUGGGCAGCUACACCAAGCCUGGAAAACGCACAAACAAGAAGAACCGGCCGCAGACUGGUCUUGAGCAACUGGACGAGAUCAGGCAGGGUCUUGGCCCAGCUCGGUUCCGUUCACUAAACACCAAGAGGGUUUAG
This is a messenger RNA of Colletotrichum paranaense, 1257 nucleotides long. RefSeq names its product low temperature viability protein. NCBI's taxonomy places the organism in Eukaryota, Fungi, Ascomycota, Sordariomycetes, Glomerellales, Glomerellaceae. Gene Ontology annotation, cellular component: cytosol; preribosome, small subunit precursor; nucleus. The transcript is spliced from 2 exons. Bases 1 to 1257 code for a protein of 418 amino acids. Gene Ontology annotation, biological process: ribosomal small subunit biogenesis; ribosomal small subunit export from nucleus. The record is from RefSeq and is a predicted model, not a curated record.